UGUCAGUUAAUUGAUUGGUGUGUAUUUGUUCUGAUUAAUCUAUUCGAAUUAAGUUAAUUUUCAUUUUAUUGUUUGUCGUUUGUGAGGAGGGUUGUUACUUAUUUGAGUGUGAAAACAGUGUGGUAUUUUACAUAGCUUGUAGAUUGAAAUACUUAUACAAAUAAGUCUUUAUUUGGAUAUAACCUACUGUCGUGUUCAUACUUAUCAUGAAAUUAAUUAUUUUUACAGCAUGUUUGGCAGGACUGGUUCUUAGUCAAAAUGAAGAUCUUCAGGACUUAACUAAACGAGUUAAUGAAAUCCCUGGAUUUGAAAACUUCAAUCAAAGUAGUUUUCUUUCUUCAGAUACAGUUGACCUUAUCAAGCAGAAAUGUGAAAAGAAUGGGGGUGAAGCGAACAUUGAUCUUAAGUUUCAAUCAAUCAGAGACGAACUGCAGGCGUGCAUCUCUGACAAUUUUAAUGUAACACAAAUUCAGGAAGAAGUCGAAAAGGCAAAGUCAACUGGGUCCAUGGACGAAGUGUUUGCCAAAUAUUGCGCCAAAAAAGAAUUGGUGUACAAUUGUGUUAGCAAUUUAACAGAAACGGUUAACAAAUGUUUAGAUGAUGAAGAAAAGGAAAGUAUGAAACUGUUUUUAAAUGUUACAGACAGCUUGGCUAAUUUUGUUUGUUUCAAGGAUGGCGAUAGGAUUGCCAUGUUCAUAGCAGAAGGGGGUGUAGAGUGUUUGAACAGCCAAAAUGAGCCCAUCCAACGGUGCGUUAAUGAAACAUUUGGCUAUCUGUUUCCACAAGAAAUGAACAUCAACAGCUUGCCAAAAUUGAUAAUUAAAGCUCAGCAUUGUAGCGAUUUUACGAAGUUACAAAAGUGUGUAGUAGAACAACUGGAAAACUGCAAAGAUAAUACACCUGCCAACAUUGUCGACGCCCUCUUCAAGUUCAUAAGACGAGUGACCCCCUGCAAAAACCAGCCAACUGCUGCUGAAAUUGUUGGAGAACGACGAUUUGAGAAAACAAGUGAUAGCAGCAGUACAGCAAUAUCCAUCACAUUUAGUACGAUUUUAAUCUUUUUAACUUUGAUAUUUUCUCGGUAUGUAUAAGAUAUUACAGAUAUUUAUAUGUAAGUUUAAAUCACUUGUGCCAAUCGUACAAUAUUAAUUUAAAGAAGUCGGCAAAUAAUUAGCCUAAUGAUGAUGAUGAUGCUUUUGCUGUAACAUAAUUUGUAACUACUACGACGAUUGUCAAUUAAAGUAAUUCAUGUCUCACCUGCAUAUAUAUGCAAUUAUUUAAGUUUUUUGUAUCUAAAUUUGCACUUUAGUUUUUAUUGUAAAUAUUAAACUAUGCUGCAUUUUUUUCAAUUGAAUUUUUGGGUGACCAAGUCUUCUAGUGUUAAUAAACAAGAGUUGAAAUAUCAUAACAAUGGGUGUAAUCUUACAUAAAAAUAUUUAAUUAUUUCUAACAGGAAUGCAAUCUUCUUUUUGUCUAAUAAUGGGACGCAUAAAUUGUAAUAAAAUAGACAAAAAGGGGAUUUCAAUAGAAUAGAAAAAUUUAUACAUUUUUGUGUUGUAUCUUAUCAAGUGGUUUUGUUUCCUUUGAUAAUUUCCUAGUUUGUAAUUCGACAGGAUUUAAAUUGGUUUCCUUUAGUUACUUCAUAUCAAAUAUUAAUACAUAUUUUAAGCUUUUAUUCAGUUUAUUGAAAAUAAUU
This is a messenger RNA of Agrilus planipennis (emerald ash borer), 1696 nucleotides long. Its product is annotated as 27 kDa hemolymph protein-like. The record is from RefSeq and is a predicted model, not a curated record. The coding region runs from base 207 to 1091 and encodes 294 amino acids. Lineage: Eukaryota; Metazoa; Arthropoda; Insecta; Coleoptera; Buprestidae. The transcript has 5 exons.